Molecule: messenger RNA, 360 nt
Organism: Rotaria sordida
Lineage: Eukaryota; Metazoa; Rotifera; Eurotatoria; Philodinida; Philodinidae
Source: the annotation of a GenBank genome assembly
AUGACAAUUCAUAGUUUAUUAUUAGAAUAUUUGUCUGCAUAUAAUAAACAUGAUAUUAAUAAAAUAGUUAAUUUUCUUCAUCCUAAUUGUCGUGUCAUAUUUAAUGAUCAAUUGGUACUCCAAGGUGUAGAAGCAAUGCGACCUACUUAUGAAAGUGAUUUUUUAAAUCCUCAAGCAAAUGUAACGCUUUUAGAAUAUCAUGAAGAUACAAAUAAUAAAGAUCGUAUUCGAGUCUUAUUAAAAACACAUGAUAAUCGACUUAUUGAUGUUACAUAUAUAUUUGAAAUGAAAAAUAAUGAUGAAGAAUUCAAUAAUGCAAAAAUGAUUGAACAUAUCAUACAUUCAGUUAAAUCCCAAUAA